Cotesia glomerata is the source of this 570-nucleotide messenger RNA. RefSeq lists its product as uncharacterized. NCBI's taxonomy places the organism in Eukaryota, Metazoa, Arthropoda, Insecta, Hymenoptera, Braconidae. The record is from RefSeq and is a predicted model, not a curated record. Bases 13 to 483 code for a protein of 156 amino acids. The transcript has 3 exons.
UUGGAAUUUUGGAUGAAAAAUGCUUGCAAAGCUGAUGUAUGGUCGAAAGUAAUUAAUCAUAUGACGGUUACACUUGCUGAGCACGAUUUAUCACCUAUUGAUAUCAAAAAAUGUAAAACAAAAAUGGAAGCACUGAAACGGCAUUAUAAAGGUCUUAAAGAUAAUAAUAAAAAGUCUGGGAACCAAAAAAUUACUUGGCCUUACUAUGAUGAAACGGAAGAACUAUUUGGUGAGCAGCCAUGGAUUAAACCGUUGUCCACUGCAGGUUCUAACAUUGAAAACACAAUGGAUUCUGAAGUUAUAAACCCACCAUCGAAACGCCAAAAAAAGUUGGCAGAUUAUUGUGAACAAUUACUAGAAGAAAAAAAAGAGAAUCGUGCAAUUCGCAUACAACAUCACCAAGAAAAAAUCGCUGCUACAAAUCAAUUAACAGAUGUUCUAAGAGAGCUUAUAGGUCAUGCAACACAAAAACGGCAAAGUUGAUUAUAUUUAAAACUAAGUAAUUUUAGUGCAAAUAUUUUUUAUGAUUAUUUUAAUAUGAUUAAAAAUGUUACAGACAAUUUAUAUUUU